Molecule: messenger RNA, 2784 nt
Organism: Nilaparvata lugens (brown planthopper)
Lineage: Eukaryota; Metazoa; Arthropoda; Insecta; Hemiptera; Delphacidae
Product: dihydrolipoyllysine-residue acetyltransferase component of pyruvate dehydrogenase complex-like
Biological process (GO): pyruvate decarboxylation to acetyl-CoA
Cellular component (GO): mitochondrion; pyruvate dehydrogenase complex
Molecular function (GO): acyltransferase activity
Source: RefSeq, a predicted model, not a curated record
GUGCCUUCCGGCGAAGGAGAGGUGCAGGUCGGUACCCUGAUAGCGCUCAUGGUGGCAGAAGGGGAAGACUGGAAGACGGCUGAGGUUCCCAGUGGUGGGGCGGGCAGUGGAGAAGCCUCCUCCCCAGCCCCCUUUUCUGUAGCUGCAGCUCCAUCUGGUGGCAGUGUCCCUGGUACAAGCGUGAUGAUGCCAGUCCUAUCUCCUACAAUGUCGGAGGGCAAAAUUGUCUCUUGGCUGAAGAAGGAAGGUGAAAAGCUGUCUCCCGGUGAUGUGCUCUGCGAGAUCCAGACGGACAAAGCUGUCAUGUCCAUGGAAGUAGACGAUGAGGGAGUUCUCGCCAAAAUAUUGGUACCAGCUCAAACGAAAGCUCAGGUGGGACAGUUGAUAGCUCUAGUGGUGGCUGAAGGAGAGGACUGGACAGAUGUGCAGAUUCCUGCUAUGGGUGGGGCCCAGGCGGAAACACCCAGUGUGGGUUCAGCCCCCACUCCUCCAAGUCCCACUGUGGGAUCGCCAGCUCCCGCCGUUGCUCAUCAGUUGCAUGGUUUAUUUGGCCCAGCAGUGAGAGCCCUCCUAGAACAAUACCAUCUGACCGGCAAGGAGAUUGAAGCCACUGGAAAAAAUAGUCGCAUACUAAAAGCAGACGUCUUGAAAUACAUCACCGACAAAAACCUCCAACCUAAACCACCUGUGCAGGUGCCACUCCCUGGAGAUAGCACAUCUACAUCCACCUCUACUUCCACCUCCUCCUCGACAUCACAACCUACCGUUCUAGGUAGGAAGAAGACCGGUUACACAGACGUUGAAAUAACGUCGAUGCGUUUAACGAUCGCGAAACGGUUGACGCAAUCGAAGAGCGAAAUCCCGCAUGCCUAUUCCACACUGCAGGCCGAGAUCGACUCGUUGUUAACGUUGCGUAAACAGUUGAAAAACGUUGGCGUCAACAUUUCCGUCAACGACUUCGUUGUGAAAGCCGUUGCACGCUCGUUGAAACAGUGUCCGUUCGUUAACAAGUUGUACGUUAACGACCAGAUUACAUCUUAUAAUGGGGUUGAUAUUUCGGUGGCCGUUGCAACGCCCAACGGGUUGAUAACUCCGAUAUUGAAGUCUGCGGAUAUGAAAACGGUUGAUCAGAUUUCGGAGGAGAUUCGGGAGUUGGCCGGUAGAGCGCGUGAGGGUAAACUACAGUUACACCAAUUUCAAGGGGGUAGUUUCACGAUUUCUAAUCUAGGUAUGUUUGGGAUCACUGAGUUUAGCGCUAUCAUAAAUCCGCCCCAAAUUGCGAUAUUAGCGGUGGGUGGGGGACAACCCUAUGUAAAGCUUGAUGGUAGAGCGGCAACGGUGAUGUCGGCAACACUGUCUUAUGACGCGAGAGCAUUGUCUGAAGGCGACGUUGCAGCUUUUAUGGAGGUUCUGCAAGGUUAUCUGGAGAAUCCGGCCUCGCUUUUAGCGUCUGAUAGUGCCUCACAUGUGGUCAAGACUAAGGUUUCCGCUGAAGCGUAUGUUUGAACAACGGUUCAUCGAUAUUUUUGUAAAUUAUUGUUCAGAUUUGAUACGAUUUUAUGCCUAAGUUUGCUUCUGGAACGUAUCAUUGUAAGGUGCCUAAAUAAUUGUGGUAUAAUAAUCUUUCAAAUUGUUGAUGUAAAAAUGAAGAUAUUAUACCUAAGGUGACACUUGAACGGUGUAUAUAAUGGUGGAAUCUAGUAAAUUCUUCUUGAAUUAUGCAUUUGGAAGUGCUACAUUGUAAAUAGCAAUAAUUACCUCAGUAGUGUGAGAGAUGAGGCUAAAUUAAUUAGGAUGGAAUUAUUUCCAGUUGUUUCAUUAUUCAAUUACAAUAAAAUUGUAGAAUUUAAACUGAUUUGUAAUAUUUUAUUUAUUAUUUAUUGUUAUUUACAAUAAAAUUGUAAAGUUUCAACCGUUUCACCUUUUUGAAUAAAUAUUUUUUUUUUUUUUUUUUGAAAGUUAUAUUAUAUUAGUUAUUGUUUCUACAGUUUUGAAGUUUAUUAUAAAUAUGUUAUAAAGCUUUAAAUAUUUUACAAGUAUAAAUUAUUGGUUGUAAUUAUCUUGACAAACGAAUCGUUCUUCUAUUUUUGGGAAUCCUAACAGAUAUGGAGAAAAAUAUAAAUGGUAAGCUAGUAAUUUUGUACAUGAGAUCAUGGUCUUACGCUUGGGGUGGAAAAUUUGGGGAUGAACUUUGUUUUUGUUUCAAUAAUGUUGAUACAUUGUUCCAAUCUUUCAUCAAAAUUUGGUUAUUUUUAAAAGUUUGCAUCACCAAUUUGAUAGUUUUCAAGACGUUGAACUUUAUUUUAAAUGAAUUAUUUAAGCUCGUUUCUUUUAAUAACCGGAGGUGUUGUUGAGUUGAAACAUUUUUAUUCAGUUGUAUAUUUUUUUAAAUUAACUUUAUCUUCUUUUUAUAUGACUUUAGCAUUCCUGGUAGUGAUUUACUCGCCAAUUCCAACGUACAAUAAUAUUGUCUUUCACGUACAAAUUUAUUCGUGUUUGUUUGCUAGUCUGUUUUUUAGAAGAUUAAAGAUUUUGUAGCUGUCAAAAUGGGAUAUAUUUUCUUUUUUACAAAGCUUUAUGUGUUCUUAUUGGUUCAAAACUAAUUGUAUAGCUUUAUGUUCAUGUUAUGUAGCUGGAAUGUAGUGUUGACUAUAUUUGUAUUCUAUUGUUACCUGAACAACAUUGUAUCUAUCAGGGUUCAGCCUGUGAAUGUUUUUAUAAUUUUGAUCUUGACAUUGUUAGCGAUUUGUUUUAAAUAUAUAUAUUUUCGUACAAUUCAGCAAA